Closterium sp. NIES-65 is the source of this 1215-nucleotide messenger RNA. The record is from the annotation of a GenBank genome assembly. Lineage: Eukaryota; Viridiplantae; Streptophyta; Zygnematophyceae; Desmidiales; Closteriaceae.
AUGGUAUCGCACCCCCAAUACCACGCCUUCCCUUCCCGUCGCCCUCCCUUCCCGUCGCCUUCCCUUCCCGUCGCCUUCCCUUCCCGUCGACCUCCCUUCCCGUCGCCCUCCCUUCCCGUCGCCUUCCCUUCCCGUCGCCUUCCCUUCCCGUCGACCUCCCUUCCCGUCGCCCUCCCUUCCCGUCGCCCGCGCUUCUUCCCGUCGCACUCGCAAUCCGUUUCUUCCUCUCUCCCCGUCGCCCUCCCUUUCCCCGUCGCCCUGCCAUCCACUGCUCGUCGCCCUCGCCUUCCAUCCCGCCUCCCUUCCCAUCUCGCACACGUGCUUCUGACAGCCCUCUCUCCGUCCCCUCUGAAGCCCACGGCUCAGCUCCUAUCAGAAUUCCCUCAUUCCUCCGACGCCCCCUACCCUAGGACUCCUGCCUCCCGAUCCCUCUCCCCGUGCACGCAUCGCACGCGCAUCGUCCCCCUCUCCUCCUCCACCGCCCCUGCUGCCGCUCCCUCUGCUUCCCCUUGUUUCCCCCCUGCUUCCCCUAGUCUCCCCCCUGAUUACCAUAUUUCGAAACUCCUCCUUCCCGUCAUUUCCCCCUUUGCUUCUCCUCGUCUCCCCUCCUUCCCCUCGUUUACUUCGCUGCUUACCUCGUUUCCCCCUCUGCUCUCCUCGUUCUCCCUGUGCUUUCCCUCUUCCCCCCCCUCCUUCCCCUCAUUUCCCUCCCUCCUUCCCCUCAUUUCCCCCCUUGAUUCGCCUCAUUUACCAUCUUGCUUUCCCUCAUUAUCCUCCCUGCGUCUCCUAAUUUGCCCCUUGAUUCCACCUCAUUUCCCACCCUGCUUUCCCUGUUUGUACCUGCUUCCCCUUAUUUCCCCCCUGCUUCCCCUCAUAUCCACCGCUGCUUCGCCUCAUUGUCCCCUCUAUUUCCCCUCGUUCCCCCCUUUGCUUCCCCUCACUCCCCCCUUUGAUUUCCCUCGUUUCCCCUCCUCCUUCCCCUCAUUUACCCUCCCUGUUUCACUUCAUUUUCCUCCCCAUCUUCCAGUUUGUACCCUCCUGCUUCCCCUCAUUUCUCUCCGCUGCUUCCCCUCAUUUCUCUCCGCUGCUUCCCCUCAUUUCUCUCCGCUGCUUUUCCUCAUUUACCAGGAUUUCCCCCUCUGUUUCCCCUUCGUUUCCCCACCUGUUAAACCCUCUUUGACGUUUUUCCUUUUUCCCCCUCCCCAUACCUCGUAA